UCAAUUUUAAAUGAGAUUAAGACAUUUGACUAGAGACUAGUCACAGGAAAAGAACGAGCAUUUUUAUUCUGAAAUUAUUUGUGGUGAUUCUGGUCUACUUAGUUCAGUUUAAAAAACACCACACAAAAAGCUUUACAACAACAUGGAGCUCACAGUCCAUUGCUGGUCCUGGUUUGGGACCUUGCUGAUGUGUUUGAUUCUAAGAUCUCAAGCUGGUGUGGUGGACGACUUCUCUCAAGUAGAGCGCUGUAAGGAUUUUCUUUACCUGGGCACUCCACCACGAGGUUACCUCAGUACUUCUCUGAAAAAGAUCUGCCAGAGAUACGUGGACCAGCCUCGCUUCAUCACUUUCUACGACCCCAAAAAGCAUAUACCCAUGUAUUCCGCUUACAUCUUCAAGAAAUCUGAUGGAGAGAAACGAGUAGACGUUCCCUGGAUGUUUGAACCACAGCUGGCUACUGAGAAAGGAAGCAGUAACAUGGAGCCGUUCCCCCAGUCCACCUUCAUGCACAAGAACUUUGAAGACACUCAGGCUGUGCUAGAAGACUACGCUGAUGUGGUCCAGUAUGAACGUGGCCAGCUUAACCCAGAUGAGCAUCAGGCAGACCCGCUGGACAAGGCUGCCACCUACACCUUGACCAAUGUGGUUCCCCUAAUAAGAGAGUUCAGUUUUGGCCCCUGGAGCACUCAGGUUGAGGUUAUCCGCAAACGCCUCAACAACUACUGCCACGGAAAGGCUCACGUAAUCACGGGGGUGACCACAGCUGGUAAUAUGAUUCGACGUGAAAACCUAGAUCGUGUCGCCAUCCCAGAGUUCAUGUGGACGGCCUAUUGCUGCACCGAUUAUGACCACAAUGCCCCCUAUUCUGAGCGGUAUAAGUUUCCAGCGUUUGGUGCCUAUGGCCUCAAUGAUCGAGUGAACAAUCACAUAGUAGAGGUUCCCAUCAAGUAUCUGGAGAAGUUUCUCAAGGGUAAAAUGGAGGUGGACAAGAACUUCCAGAUCUUUUACAAUGACUGUGUGUCAGAUUUGUAAGGAUUGUAGUGAAUAUUAAAACAAUCCAUCAUAUUCAUCAUCCGUAAAUUGCAGAUACAGUUGAAGCCAGAAUUAUUAGCCCUCAUGUAUAUUCUUCCCCCAAUUUCUGUUUAACAGAAAGAUUUUUUUGAACACAUUUUUAAACAUAACAGUUUUAUUAACUCAAUUCUAAGAACUGAUUGUUUUUUUUAUCUCAGUCAUGAUGACAGUGCAUAAUAUUUUACCACACAUUUUUCAAAAUGCUAGUAUUCAGCUUAAAGUGCAAUUUAAAAGUGUGACUAGGCGAAUUAGGAUAAUUGGGAAAGUCAUUGUAUAAUGAUGGCUUGUUUUGUAGACAAUCGAAAAAAUAUAUAUUGCUAAGAGGGUUAAUAAUAUUGACAUAAAA
This is a messenger RNA of Danio aesculapii, 1418 nucleotides long. Its product is annotated as endonuclease domain-containing 1 protein. The record is from RefSeq and is a predicted model, not a curated record. The transcript is spliced from 2 exons. Lineage: Eukaryota; Metazoa; Chordata; Actinopteri; Cypriniformes; Danionidae. The coding region runs from base 143 to 1033 and encodes 296 amino acids. Gene Ontology annotation, molecular function: hydrolase activity; nucleic acid binding; metal ion binding.